AUGUCCCCUCUAUCAGUACCUAAGAUCUUCAUGGCUGGGGGUGGGGUUGGCUUCGCCUACUACCUCUACAUGCGCCAAUACUGGUUCCCCAACCCCUACAAAACCCAAGGCGUGCAGAACAUUGAAGACCGCUUCUCCGCCGGCGGCGGCCACCCCACACACACGCCCGGUUACGCCACAAAGCGUGGCUCGUCGACGGACAACGAGUCCAGGACGCAGGAUGGCCACAAGGGCCCGGAUUCGGAGCACUUCAAGGAGAAUAUCUCGAGUCAGCAGAGCGAGCCUGUUUGGCCGGCAAAGUUCAAUGAGAUUCAGUACAAUAAUCCCAAGGGCAAAUAG
Parastagonospora nodorum SN15 is the source of this 339-nucleotide messenger RNA. RefSeq lists its product as hypothetical. NCBI's taxonomy places the organism in Eukaryota, Fungi, Ascomycota, Dothideomycetes, Pleosporales, Phaeosphaeriaceae. The coding region runs from base 1 to 339 and encodes 112 amino acids. The record is from RefSeq and is a predicted model, not a curated record. The transcript is spliced from 4 exons.